AGGAAGAAACUAAUGAACGGUGAUCCAACUCAGCAGGGAUUCUCAGGUCUGCCUCGAUUUCAGCUCAACUCCUCUUGAUCCAUUCAGAGAAUACAGCACGACAAUAUUGUAAGUGGGCAUUAUUGAGACACCAAGAGCAAAAGCAACCUUUUCUGCUGAGGAAAACUGCAGGUUCUCUGGCCAAGAAAGAAAGAAUGAAUUCUACAGAAGAGACUGAAAGUAUUGAAACAUUGAUUCAGUACCAGUAUGGAUUUAUGUUUUCAAAGGCCACAUUUACUGCCUGUGAAUUGGGAGUAUUUGAUCUGUUGGAGUCAGAAGGACCCUUGAGUUCCACGACCAUUGCUGAACGUCUGGGCACCAGCCGCUAUGGGAUGGAGCUGCUUCUGGGUGCCUGUGUGGCUUUAAAGCUCCUGAGAACAGAGAGAAAGGAUGAGCAAGUUCUCUAUGGAAACACAGACUUUUCCAGUCUCUAUCUUUACAGAUCGAGUCCAAAAUCUCAGUCUGCUUGUAUGACGUGGCUCUCAGAAAACACCUAUGCAUAUUCAGUCCACUUGACAGAUGCUGUGAGGGAAGGAAAAAACCAACUGGAGAAAUUUCCUGGUCCAAAAAAUGUGUAUGAUCAUGUUUACAGAUCAGAGGAACAGCGGCGAAGGUUCAUGGACUUAAUGAAUUGUGGUUGGAGUCUGUGGGGCAGAGAUGUCAUUGCUGCAUUUGAUCUAUCUCAGUUUCCAAAUAUUUGUGAUCUGGGAGGAAGUGGUGGUGCCUUGGCUAAGGAAUGUAUUUAUUUGUAUCCAAAUUGCAAAGUCUCUAUUUUUGACCUGCCUGAAGUGGUAAAAGUAGCAAAAAAGCACUUUGUAUCAGAGGAAGAACAACGGAUUCAUUUCCUAGAAGGGGAUUUUUUUAAAGACCCACUUCCUGAAGCUGAUCUGUAUGUUUUGGCGAGGGUCCUCCAUAACUGGGAUGAUAAAAAGUGUGUACAGCUGCUAACCGAAGUGUACAAGACCUGCAAACCUGGCGGUGGAGUACUAGUAAUUGGCAUGGUUGUCAAUGAAGAUCGAUGUGGGCCUUUAUUGUCCCAAUUUUAUUCUUUGAUUAUGUUGCUUCAUACUGAAGGAAAAGAACGAACCCUAUCAGAAAUCAACAUGCUCCUCAGUGCAGCUGGCUUCAAGGAGGCUGAAAGAAAGAAAACGAACACCUCUCAAGAUGUCAUUUUGGCAAUAAAAUAAUGCUGUCCAGGAUGUUUCAUUUUCUCCAGUGUGUAAAAGGAGUUAAA
This is a messenger RNA of Eublepharis macularius, 1273 nucleotides long. RefSeq names its product acetylserotonin O-methyltransferase-like. The coding region runs from base 195 to 1226 and encodes 343 amino acids. NCBI's taxonomy places the organism in Eukaryota, Metazoa, Chordata, Lepidosauria, Squamata, Eublepharidae. The record is from RefSeq and is a predicted model, not a curated record. Gene Ontology annotation, molecular function: acetylserotonin O-methyltransferase activity. Gene Ontology annotation, biological process: melatonin biosynthetic process; methylation. The transcript has 9 exons.